This is a messenger RNA of Megalobrama amblycephala (Wuchang bream), 1789 nucleotides long. RefSeq lists its product as uncharacterized. NCBI's taxonomy places the organism in Eukaryota, Metazoa, Chordata, Actinopteri, Cypriniformes, Xenocyprididae. The coding region runs from base 68 to 1519 and encodes 483 amino acids. The transcript has 5 exons. The record is from RefSeq and is a predicted model, not a curated record.
AGAGAAUAAAUCAGUGCUGAAGGGAGAUUCUGUCACUCUGAGUUAUGAUAAUAAUACUGAUACUGAAAUGCAGGAGGAUGAUGAAAUACAGUGGAAGUUUGAAGAGAAACUCAUAGCUGAAAUGACUGGAGAGAACCGUGAGAAUCCUCAAUGUUCUGAUGAAUUCAGAGACCAAAUGAAGCUGAACCCUCAGACUGGAUCUCUCACCAUUCAACAAACCAGAUCUGAACACGCUGGAUUAUAUAAACUAGAGAUCAUCAGCAGUAAAUAUUCAGCAUUCAGAGUCUUCAGUCUUAUCGUCGGUGAUGUAGAGAAGUCAGUGUCAGUGAUGAGGGGGGCGGAUGUGACUCUACGUGCCAAUACUAAAAUACAGACAGGAGAUGAGAUAUUCUGGAUGUUUGGAGAUGACAACCGUCUCCUAGCUAAAAACACAGAAGAAGAGUCUGAGUACAGUGAUUUUAGAUUUAAAGACAUUGUGGAUCUGAAUCAUCAGACUGGAGAUCUCACCAUCAAGAUAAUCAAACCUGACCACAUUGGAGAAUACAAACUAAAGAUCAUCAGAGAUGGCAAAUCCUCAUUCAAGUUAUUCAAUGUUACUGUUUCUGCUCAAGUGAAUGAAUCAGUGCUGAAGGGACGUUCUGUCGCUCUGAACUAUUAUACUGAAAUACAGAAGGGUGAUAAAAUACAGUGGAAGUUUGAAGAGAAACUCAUCGCUGAAAUGACUGGAGAGAACCGUGAGAAACCUCAAUGGACUGAUGAUGAAUUCAGAGACCAAAUGAAGCUGGACCCUCAGACUGGAUCUCUCACCAUUCAACAAACCAGACCUGAACACUCUGGAUUAUAUAAACUAGAGAUCAUCAGCAGUUAUUAUUCAACAUUCAGACUCUUCAGGCUUAUCGUCUUUGAUGAAGAGAAGUCAGUGCCAGUGACGAAGGGGGCGGAUGUGAGUCUGCGUGCCAAAAUACAGACAAGAGAUAAGAUAUUUUGGAUGUUUGGAGAUGACAACUGUCUCCUAGCUAAAAACACAGAAGAGAAGUGUGAAGAAGAGUCUGAGUUCAGUGAUUCUAGAUUUAAACCCAUUGUGGAUCUGAAUCAUCAGACUGGAGAUCUCACCAUCAAGACAAUCAGAACUGACUUCACUGGAAAAUACAAACUAAAGAUCAUCAGAAAUGGCAAAUCCUCAUUCAAGAUAUUCAGUGUUAUUGUUUCUGGACUUCAAGAGAUAAAAUCAGUGCUGAAGGGACGUCCUGUCAUUCCGAACUAUUAUACUGAAAUACAGAAGGAUGAUAAAAUACAGUGGAAGUUUGGAGAGAAACUCAUAGCUGAAAUGACUGGAGAGAACCGUAAGAAACCUCAAUGGUCUGAUGAAUUCAGAGACCAAAUGAAGCUGAACCCUCUGACUGGAUCUCUCAUCAUUCAACAAACCAGACCUGAACACUCUGGAUUAUAUAAACUAGAGAUCAAGACCAGAGAUUAUUCAACAUUCAGACUCUUCAGGCUUAUCAUCUGUGGUGAGUAACACAGAGUCUUUCAGUGAAACAGCAGCAGUGUAUAUGACAGACCUUGUGUCAAAAUAUGAUUAUAAAAGUGUUCCAGUUGUGUUAUAUUAAUGAUGGAGAAACUCUGACCUGUUCAUCAUAUCACUGCACUGCUUCCAUAGCAGAUCUAUACUGAUGUAGAAAUCAGCCAGAGGUAACAUUUACUUGAGUAGUUUUUUUAUAAAAAGUUUUACUUUUUAGAGUAGAUUUAAAUGUGGGUACUUUUACUUGAACUUGAGAACAUUUGUAAU